AUGGAGAUUGAAUUGAAUGAUGAACUUCCUCAUUUUCUGAAUGUAAGAUUACCUAAUGGUGAAAUUUUUAAACCAUUGAUGUGGAGUAUGACUCGAUUCCUGCAAAUGUACAACUUGCAAGGCUACGCCGCUACAGAGUGGCAAAUUUAUGGGCCAGCUAAAAUGAACACCGUGCGCCGUGCGCACAUGCCGAACAUGCCCACAUACAUGGUGCAUGAAACCCGAAAUCGAACCGAGGGGCAGAGAGCUUCGAAGUCUCCAUCCAUGGCGGAGAACCUGGCGGACGACGACGACGACGACGAGGGCUUUGGAGACUUCAAGUUCAUUCCCUACCCGAGCGUCUCCGCCCCUUCAAAUCAGAUCAACGGUCUAGACGAGGAGGAGGAGGACGACGACUGGGGCGAUUUCAUCGACAAUUCCUCACCGUAUGGAAAUUCCAACGAAAACCCAGUUCGAUUCGAUCUCUUCAGUGGAAUUUCCAACCCCCAAUCGCCUCCUAACUCCUCCAAAGCCUCCGGAGAUUUCGAUCCUUUUGGAGGUUUCUCUGCAAAGCAGUUUGAUUUGGCGCCGAAUCAGGUCGAAUCGAGGAAGACUCAGUGGGUGAAGCCUCAGGGAGCGUUGCCGCUGUCGAUUUUUGGGGAUGUCGAGGAUGAUGAUGAGGGGGAAUCUGGUGGUAACGAUCCUGUAAGUGGUAACGGAACGAACUUGUUUGCUCACAAAGGUGCUGAUUCUGUUCAAAAUGAGCCGAAAAUGAAUGUGGGUGUUGCGAUUAAUGAUGUCAUCUCAAGUUUGUACGAUCAGACUAAGAAGAUCGAGGCUGCAAAUGCGACUAAUUCGAAUUUAAAUGAACCAAAAUCUAAUUCUAAUUCUAAUGGGUUGCUUUUGAAUUUGAAUGGGCCGAAUUCGAGUCCAAACGAGUCGAAUUUGAAUGUUUCUAGGUUGGAUUGGACAUUUAAUGGGUCAAAUAUGGAAUUUGUCGAUGGAAAUGAGGAUUCUGAGGAAGAUGAUGGGUGGGAAUUCAGGGGUGCAGACAUGGAAUCUGGUGGCAAAGAAGGGAAUUCUAAGGAACAAAGCGUUGCCGAAUUAUCAGGACUGAAAGCGGAAUCACCGACCAGAGAUCAGGAAAUCCAGAAAGGGCAGGAAAACUCUCUUGGAGUACUUCAUGCAUCUGGAUUUGGCAAUGGUGCACUUGGGUCUAGUGUUGCAUUUCCCUUGUCAAAUGGGUUUACUGAUAAAUCUAGUGAAUUUGACAUUUGGUCUGAUUUCAAGCCGGGUACUGCAGCUCAAAAUGGUUUUAUGUCAGAUACACAGAAUAUAAGCAUGCAAAAUUCAAUGCAAAAUGGAUUAGAAUCUUAUCCACUUGAGGAUGUUGAACCUGGUGAGGAUGAAUGGGAGUUCCAGGAUGCCUUCUCUGAAACUAGAUCGAAGCAUGAGGAAGAGCCAAAGAUUGCUGAUCUUUCUCAUGCUGGAGUUGAAGUACUAGCUCUUGAUGGAGAAACACUGGGGAAUGAGAAAAGCCCUGGAACUCACAAGGGAGCUCUGCCCAUCUCUAUUUUUGGUGAUGAGAUACUGGAUACUGAUGAUUCUUUGAAUCUUCAAGAUGCUUUCGUUUACAAACCCAGUUCCUACACAAAAAACAACAUUAACAGCCAAGGUUCAAAUAAACCUAUUAACGAUCUCAUAUCGAAUUUAUACACUCAAGCUGAGCCGAUUCGUUCUGCUGAUUCCACACAAAAUCCAGCUGAAAAUGGGUUAAAUUCCACUCAAAAAGCGUUGGCUUCUGAUACAGUGAACAGUGAUGAUGAUUUUUCCUGGGAAUUUAAAGAUGCACUUUCAGAAAACGGGGUUGAAGAUAUGAAUUCUGUCCCUAGUCUUGGGGAUACAAAUAAAAAAUCAUCUACCAGACUGGAGCUAAAUGAUUAUAUGGAUUUUUAUGUUAAGUUGAAGGAUGAAUUGUACUUUGUCACACUACGCCAUCUUGAAAGUUUGAAGAAUGCUAGAAAUAAUGCUGCUCUUUCUGGAGAAGAGGCCAAAGUAGCAGUUCUUGAUGAGGAAAUUCAGGAAGCCUACAAAGAAUUGCAACAGUGGCCUGCUCUUUCCGAAGAAGUCUCCUCAGAUAGUUCCCGACCAAAAGGCAGUGUUGCAAAUGAACUUCUUGAAAUUUUGAAUGAGCCAAAGUACCAUGACCUUGAGUCAGAAUAUCACUUAUCAAGAAGAUUGGCUGUAGCAGAGAAGGAUUUGAAACCAGCGAUUGAACUUUUAAAACAUGCUGCAACAAUGCUAAAAAUUGUGAGGGUGGGGUCACCGGAGGAACGAUCCAUUUACAUUUCCAUGUGGUCAAAGAUGAUAUCUGCUUGUGCUCAAGAGUUGAAGCAUGGUGCUUUGAUUUGGAAGCAGUCAUUAGAGAAGAAUGUGCAGAGUCAAAUGCUAUCUGAACCUCAAGGCCAGAAGUUUAUUCUUGCCCUUGGAGAAAUCUACAGAGUAGCUGAAGUAUUUCGAGCCUCAGUGAAACUUUUCAAGCCUUGGAUGCUGUUAGAUUUUGCAGAUUAUACAGAUAUUAUUGCUCUUGUGGAGGAAUGUUCUGCUGUAUGGUCAAGUUCGGGACUUGAAGAAGCUCUCCAAAGCAUGCCAGAUCCAAUUGGUUCUGUAUGCAAUGGAACCAUAAAGUCUUUAUUGGAGUCCAUCAAGUACAUCCAUGACCUUGAUGCCAUAUUUCUUCAAAGCCAUGUUUUUCCCCAAGAAGAUACUAUCUGUUGCAAACUGUCACUAUUAACUCUGGAAACUUUGCCAGGCAUGAAAAUGGUGACUUGGAAUGGAGAGCAGUACUUCCUCAAGAAUGCAAAUUUGUGGGCCAAUCUGGUAAGUUGUAAUCCGCCAAAUUUGCCACGUCUGAAUGUUAGUUUAUGAGAAGAAUAGUACAGAAUAGUGCUAAGGAAGAUUUUGAAGCUCAUCUUGUCCACAUCUGGCCAAGCUGUUGGAGUCGGCUGUUUUUCCUGCCUAUGAGGUUCUAGGUGUGCUUGAGAAAUGAAAUAUUUUACAUCAGUCUCCAUCUCACAUUCAAGUUUCUGUUGAUCUUUGACAUAAAUAGUGGCCGCUGGGAAUGUGGUGGGGUGCUUCCUCAAUACAGCAGCAAAAUUUGGGCUUGUCCAGUAAGUUGCGACCCGCCAAAGUUGCUACACAUACACGUUUAAAUUAUGAGAAAAAUAGUGUUGGGUUGGGGGAUUUUGUAGAAGCCCAUGUGGCCAAGACUGCCAAUCAGUUUCAGCUGUUUGUUCCCACGGAUGACGGUUUUAGGUUUGCUCAGCUUGAAGGAUUGCCCUCAGGUUGGAAAACUUGCAAUUCGACAUCUCAAGAUCGACAUCUCAAGAUCAAAAUGGCACGACAGGUGCUUGGUUUGAGCCUGCAACUCGCCCCAUUCAACAUUUCAUUAUUAUUUUAGCUGUCAUUCUUUAUUUGAAGUUGUUGAGCAGUAUUUGAAUGUCGAUUUUAUUAUUUAUUUGUGUAUGAUUUGUUGCUGGGUGUUCAUUAAGUACCCAUAGACAUAGGAUUAGAACUGGGAAACAAAAGAACAUUUCAUCUUGACUGGAUAUCCACAUGUAAGGGGUGAUUUUGUUCCAUUGUGUUUGCUUAUCUUCUUCACUGUAGACACGCUUGUGUUUUGUUUGAUGUAAAAUUGGAAUAUGAUCAUUACAAACAUUUGUUGCAAA
This is a messenger RNA of Malania oleifera, 3707 nucleotides long. RefSeq lists its product as uncharacterized. The transcript is spliced from 11 exons. NCBI's taxonomy places the organism in Eukaryota, Viridiplantae, Streptophyta, Magnoliopsida, Santalales, Ximeniaceae. Bases 1 to 2907 code for a protein of 968 amino acids. The record is from RefSeq and is a predicted model, not a curated record.